GGAGCCGGUUGAUGCAUAUGCCUUCAACAAACAGCCUGGGCUGGGGUGUUGGUCGGCGUGCUGCACUGGUGAAAUGUGUAGCUGGUCCUCCUCUCCGAGCGUUGAGGUACUGCAGAACCAGCUUGGCAGCUGGUGGGCAGUGAGAGUGAAUCAUUGUGUUCAGGAGUUCAUCACCAAACAUCCAAGAGAUUUUAACUGGAUUGGACUGAGUGACUCAGAAACAGAGGGCACCUGGCUCUGGGUGGAUGGAAGCCCCCUGCAGAGAGGGUUCUGGAGGAACGGACAGCCGGACGACCAUUUCUGGUUUGACAGUCGCACGCAGUACCAGGACGCAGACUGUGUGGUGACUGUGCCCGGUGAGAGUGCAUGGAUGGACACGCACUGCUACUCGUACCGCAGGUUCAUCUGCGAGACUGACGCUCUGCUGCUUUAAAACGCCACUUCCUUUGAUGCCAAGUGGGAAAUCUGGGAAAUUUUGUUCAAGAACAUAUGUAAUCAUUUUCCUUAUUUUCCAAAGAUGCUGAAAAUAUCAAAACAUUAUGACCAGGCCAGAACUGUACCUAUGUUUGAGAGGUGAGGCCUUAAAGGGAACAAAACAGAGACUGGCAUAGAGACACAGAAUCCAUUUCCAUGUUGUGAAAUAGUGUUGUGUGAAAUACUGUGAUAUAGAUUUGUGCUUCCCAAAUGCAUGCACAUGUUUGCAUUGAGACACUCUUAUCCAGACAAUCUUACACAGAUUGCAUUUUUACACACAAUCCUUUAAUACAACUGGCUAAUUUGACCAAAGUAAUUCAGUUGGAGUGCUUUUCUUAAUAGUACAACGGCAGCACUGCAAAACAUUUGGGUUAACUGCCAGGCUCCCAGACCAUUGGACUCCAAUCUAACCCUCCAAUCAGGGGCCCCAGCUACACUACAGCCCUCCAAUCAGGGGCCCCAGCUACACUACAGCCCUCCAAUCAGACGCCCCACCGAUGUUCUCACUUACUGGACAUGUUUGUAAUGAUCCCUCACUGAAUCCUGGACUGAUAAAAAUUUGUAGAAGUUAAUCAUAAUCAUAAAAAUGAUUUUUAAAAGUUUAGUCUAUUAAAAACAACCAGCUUUUAAAUGUUGUUUUAUUUUCAUAAUUUAAAUAUGUGUCCUGAUUUUGGAAUAAUAAAGUAAUAUAAAUAAA
Molecule: messenger RNA, 1171 nt
Organism: Conger conger (European conger)
Lineage: Eukaryota; Metazoa; Chordata; Actinopteri; Anguilliformes; Congridae
Product: CD209 antigen-like protein E
Exons: 4
Coding region: 74-433 (119 amino acids)
Source: RefSeq, a predicted model, not a curated record